AAUUUAAACUCAUAAAAUUACAAUAAUGGAUGACGAUUGGGAAUCAGCUGCAGAUAAAGAGGUUGUCAUACGUCCAAAAGUAACAAAUGAUGUAAAUAAAUGGGAAGGCGAGGACGAUGAUGAGGACGUUAAGGAUAGCUGGGAAGAUGAAGAGGAGAAAAAAGACGAAGAGAAAUCCGCACCUGCAGCCGUUCCAAUUAAAACGAAACCAAAUAAAGUUCUAAAGGCUAAACUUGCUGAAGAAGAGCGUUUAGCAGAAGAAGCUGAAGAGCAACGUUUAGCAAAUAUGACAUCUGAGGAAAAAAUGGCUGAAAAAUUACGAUUACAAAAAAUUCAAGAAGAAUCGGAUUUAAAAAGUGCUUUGGAAACAUUUGGUGUUUCUAGUAUAGCUAGUGGUUUAGAUGCAUUUAAUCCACAAAGUAAAGAAGAAUUUAAAGAAUUUGGUGCCACAUUAAGUUGGAAAUUAGCUCAAUUUAAAGAAUCACCACAUUUUCCUCAAUUUGUAGAAGAAUUAGUACGUAGCAUAUGUGUAAAUUUAAGUGCUACUGAUAUGAAAAAAGUAAAAAUGAAUGUUGAAAGCUUGCACUCUGAAAAGGUGAAAUUAGAAAAUAAAGCAAAGAAACCUGCUGGUAAAGGUAAAGCUAAGGCUUCAUUACGCACCGAAAGCGAUGAUAUUGAUGGUUAUCAAAAGUACGGGAAUGACUAUGACGAUUAUGACGACUUCAUGUGAAUGUUACUAUUACGAACCAAUAGCACUUGCGGAAUUUCGAGAUAAAGUCGUUUAUUGUUUGUUAUAUAUAAUUAUGAUAAUGAUGAAAAAAUUAAAAUAAUGUUAAAUAAUG
This is a messenger RNA of Teleopsis dalmanni, 842 nucleotides long. RefSeq names its product eukaryotic translation initiation factor 3 subunit J-like. The transcript is spliced from 6 exons. NCBI's taxonomy places the organism in Eukaryota, Metazoa, Arthropoda, Insecta, Diptera, Diopsidae. The coding region runs from base 26 to 730 and encodes 234 amino acids. Gene Ontology annotation, cellular component: eukaryotic translation initiation factor 3 complex; cytoplasm. Gene Ontology annotation, molecular function: translation initiation factor activity. The record is from RefSeq and is a predicted model, not a curated record.